Messenger RNA from Saccostrea cuccullata (small rock oyster), 941 nucleotides. RefSeq names its product hepatitis A virus cellular receptor 1-like. The transcript is spliced from 2 exons. Lineage: Eukaryota; Metazoa; Mollusca; Bivalvia; Ostreida; Ostreidae. Bases 1 to 456 code for a protein of 151 amino acids. The record is from RefSeq and is a predicted model, not a curated record.
AUGCCCAUGACUACCAUCACCAUGUCAACCACCAUGCCCCUGACUACCAUCACCAUGUCUACCACCAUGCCCCUGACUACCAUCACCACGUCCACCACCAUGCCCCUGACUAGCAUCAUCACGACCACCACCAUGCCCCUGACUAGCAUCAUCACGUCCACCACCAUGCCCCUGACCAGCAUCAUCACGUCCACCACCAUGCCCCUGACUAGCAUCAUCACGACCACCACCAUGCCCCUGACUAGCAUCAUCACGUCCACCACCAUGCCCCUGACUAGCAUCAUCACGUCCACCACCAUGCCCCUGACUAGCAUCAUCACGUCCACCACCAUGCCCCUGACUACCAUGUCCACCAUGCUCAUAAUUGCAAUCCCUUGUAAUCCGGGUAUACCUCUGUUGCUGGCCUUGUUUGCUGCAGAACCUAUCAACUCCGUGGUUUGUGUGAUGCCUCCAUGACAGAUACUCUGCUGUACCCGUCCACAGCCCUCAUGAAAUCUGAAGAAAGGAGGAUUUGCUAAAUAUGUAUUCAUAUGUUUAAUAAUAUCAAGAACUGCUGAUGCAUUUCAGGAAAAGGACAAGCUUUAAUCAAUGAUUCUGGUUCAUGUUGUUUAAAACAUUUUUUUUUAAUUUUGAGAUAUUGGAAAAUUCAUUUUUAGGAUUCAUGAUAAUUUUGAUAAGAAAAUUUUGACAUACCAUCAUUUUUCACAAUUCUGCAAAGUUUUCCCUCUUCAAAAAUUCUAAUCUUGCAGAGUGGCAGUCUGAGAGCAGAGUCUUCAUAUUGGUCAAUGCACUUGAGCCAGUCCCUCUCUAAUACUCUUUCUUGAUGUUUUCCUGUCAUGGAACGAAAGUGACUAAGAGAUGGAUAACUUUGAAAGUCUUGCUCACCUGGACCAUCAUGAAAUAAUAUGCCAUCACUGCAGAUAGACCACCAAGUGCCUUCG